This is a messenger RNA of Gongylonema pulchrum, 405 nucleotides long. Lineage: Eukaryota; Metazoa; Nematoda; Chromadorea; Rhabditida; Gongylonematidae. The record is from the annotation of a GenBank genome assembly.
UUUCUGACGGAUGGCAGCACUAGCUUGCCGGGCAAUCUGGGUCUCUGGGAUCAAAUAAUGGCUUUACAGUUUGUUCACGAUAAUAUAGCUGCAUGGAAUGGCGAUCCAAAGCGAGUGACCAUCAUGGGGCAUAGUUCCGGUGCUAUAUGCGUUUCAGCGCUCACGCUUUCGGCUCAUGCCAACACGCUUUUCCAGCGUGCAAUGAGUCUGAGCAAUCCGGCACUUGGCGGAUCGUUUUCCGAACAAGUCGUUCAGGACGGCAAGGAAUUCAUCGAAGCUACGGGUUGUAAAUUGGAAAAUAAUGAAAAAACAAUGAAAUGUCUGAAACGGCUAACCAUUGACGAGUUGCUGGAUGCACAGGACCGCGUUGUAAGUUUUUUUCGACUGCUCUUAAUGAAUGAAUGA